Camellia sinensis is the source of this 555-nucleotide messenger RNA. Lineage: Eukaryota; Viridiplantae; Streptophyta; Magnoliopsida; Ericales; Theaceae. The record is from RefSeq and is a predicted model, not a curated record.
AUGAUGCAACAUGUCAGAGUUACCAAAUCAUCUACAAAUGAGAAACUUGAUUUGAGGCUUGACAUAUUGCAAACUACUAGGUCUCCACCGCAUCCUCAAGCCCGACAAAAUGGUGGUCUUAUAGAGAAUGGAAGUAAUGUGAUUAGUGCAUGUCAAAGCCACAAUGCUGUUGUGUUUUCAGAGAUAGAAGAUACCAGAGAACCAUCCAAGAUAAAAUCUGGAAAAAAAGAGGACUCACUUAGUCGGGAGAUUCUUGAACAGCAUUUCCAUCUGACUUGUCUAGACGCUGCAAGCAAGCUAAAUUUUAGUGAAUCUACUCUAAAGCACAGAUGUAGGAAGCUUGAUAUCUCGAGGUGGCCAUCUCGUAAGAGAAACAAGGUAAAGCUAGUGGAUGAAUCCAUUCCAAGUGCCGGAGCAAACGAUCCUACUCUUUCUACGAGUCCAAGUCUACUUCCCACUGUUGUUGUACUUGAUCAACCAAAGCCUUCAAGCUUUGAACUUCAAAGAGAAAAGGGAAAAUCACUCUGCUCUACAACGGAAGUGGGUUUUGGAUAG